UGCAAUGCAAAUGGCAGUAGAUUUGCUGAUUGUGCUGCAACGGCAACUUUACUUCACGCAGCRCUGAGAUCCCGCCUUUUCUCCGCUUUCCAGUUCUUGCUCUGUUGAUUUACAGCUCACAAAUCCUGAGGAUCAUUUCAUUUACGCUUUCCGCUGCCCAAAAUCUACUUUUCACUCUCCACGGAUAUAACAAUGACUCAAUUCAUCUUUUUUUCAUGGAUUUCAUAACGUUGCUCAAUGAAAAUGGUGUUAAUGAAGAUGGGAGAACUCUAUCUUACGGCUCUAAUACUGGCUUGCUUUCAUUAUUUUGCGGUGUCUAAUUUUCAAGGUGAUGCACUCAUUGAAUUAAAAGAUGCACUGAUGGCACCAAGUAGCCAGCUCAGAGAUUGGAAUCAAAGUCACAUCAAUCCAUGCAUUUGGUCCUAUAUUAUAUGUAGAGAAGACAAAGUGAUUUCUAUAUCCUUGUCAACGAUGGGAUUUACUGGAACCUUGUCUCCGAGAAUUGUUGUCCUAAAAUCACUUUCAACCCUAAUUUUACGGGGAAAUAACAUAAGUGGAAAUAUACCAAAGGAAUUUGGAAACCUGACAAAUUUGGUCAGAUUGGAUUUGGAAAAUAACAGCCUAACUGGUCAAAUACCAUCGUCGCUGGGUAAUCUUAAGAAACUACAGUUCCUAACUCUUAGUCGAAACCAUAUUACCGGGACUGUUCCUGAGUCACUUUCAAGUCUUCCUAGCCUGAUGAGUCUGCUAAUUGAUUCGAAUGAUCUCAGUGGCCAAAUUCCGGAGCAGUUAUUUCAAGUUUCAAAAUUCAACUAUUCUGGAAACAAGUUGAAUUGUGGCAGAAAUUACUCUCAUCUCUGUGCUUCAGACAGUACAAACUCAGGUGCUUCAAAUAAGUCGAAGGUUGGCCUAAUAGCUGGACUUAUGGCUGGGUUAACAGUUGCUCUUCUUUUGGUCGGAUUAUUAUUUUUCUUGCACAAGUAUAGAUAUAAAGCCUACAGCGGUGAAGUCUUCGUGGAUGUUACAGGUGAAAUUGAUCGAAGAAUUGCAUUUGAUCAGCUGAAAAGAUUUGCAUGGAGGGAACUACAGCUAGCUACCGAAAACUUUAGUGAGAAAAAUGUUUUAGGACAAGGAGGCUUUGGAAAGGUUUACAAAGGGGUGCUUGCUGAUGGCACCAAAAUUGCAGUGAAACGUUCAACUAAUUAUGAAAGCGUUGGGGGAGAUGUUGCUUUUCUGCGUGAAGUUGAGAUGAUUAGUGUAGCUGUUCAUAGGAAUCUCUUGCGGCUGAUUGGCUUCUGUACAACUCAAACUGAACGCUUGUUGGUGUAUCCCUUUAUGCAGAAUUUGAGUGUUGCCCACCGUCUUCGAGAACUUAAGCCUGGGGAACCUAUUUUAGACUGGCCUACUCGAAAACGUGUGGCAUUGGGCACAGCUCAUGGUUUACGGUAUCUUCAUGAACAUUGCAAUCCAAAGAUUAUUCACCGAGAUGUUAAGGCUGCUAAUGUAUUGCUUGACGAAGAUUUUGAAGCAGUUGUUGGCGAUUUUGGCCUAGCAAAGUUGGUUGAUGUUAGAAAUACUAAUGUCACUACUCUAGUUCGGGGGACGGUUGGCCACAUAGCUCCAGAGUACUUAGCCACUGGAAAGUCAUCAGAAAUGACCGAUGUUUUUGGUUAUGGUAUCAUGCUUUUGGAACUUGUUACAGGGCAACGUGCAAUUGACUUCUUAUGCCUAGGAGACGAUGUUUUACUACUCGACCAUGUGAAGAAAAUGGAAAAGGAGAAGCGAAUCAAUACUAUCGUCGAUCGAAACCUGAAUGACUACAACAUUCAAGAGGUGGAGACGAUGAUCCAAGUUGCACUCCUGUGCACGCAGUCAUGUUCAAAUGACCGGCCAGCAAUGUCGCAUGUGAUUCGAAUGCUGGAAGGAGAGGGACUUGCAGAGAGGUGGGAAGAAUGGCAGCAUUCGGAGGGGACUCGCAGACAAGAAACUGAGAGACUGSAAAGAAGAUUUGAAUUGGGGGAGUACUCCAUUCAUAAACAGAAUGCUAUUCAGUUGUCUGGUGGAAGAUGAGGUAUCUAACUUAAAACUCUCUCCCUCUCUCUCUAUCAUCUCUCAAGCUAUGAGAAUAUAUGACGGUUGGGGUCCAGUUUGAUGAGGGCCCAUCCUUAGAGCAGUUUUAUACAGAGAGAUAGAGAGCGAGUUUGUAAAUUUCAGUGGCUUUUGCUUAUAUUUCUUGGCUGUUCUGUG
This is a messenger RNA of Momordica charantia (bitter melon), 2247 nucleotides long. RefSeq names its product putative LRR receptor-like serine/threonine-protein kinase At5g10290. Lineage: Eukaryota; Viridiplantae; Streptophyta; Magnoliopsida; Cucurbitales; Cucurbitaceae. Gene Ontology annotation, biological process: protein phosphorylation. The record is from RefSeq and is a predicted model, not a curated record. Gene Ontology annotation, molecular function: ATP binding; receptor serine/threonine kinase binding; protein kinase activity.